This is a messenger RNA of Aethina tumida (small hive beetle), 1207 nucleotides long. RefSeq lists its product as uncharacterized. NCBI's taxonomy places the organism in Eukaryota, Metazoa, Arthropoda, Insecta, Coleoptera, Nitidulidae. Bases 268 to 579 code for a protein of 103 amino acids. The transcript is spliced from 2 exons. The record is from RefSeq and is a predicted model, not a curated record.
UACAGCAGGAAAUUAAUGAGUUACACCAAUUUAUAGAUUUAGAGACUAACACACCAUUUUUCUCUUUAAACGACUGGGGGUAUCGUUGUUUAAAUGAGAAACUCGUCGUGUCGUGUUGACUAUAUUUCAUAGCUUGGGCGCUUAUAAAUUACUUAAAAUAUUAAUAAAGAUGUGACCUUCCCCUUCCUCCAGCAUAUACGUACAUGCCUUUCAUAAUUAAAUUUGGAUUAUCGUGUUGAGAUUCUCUUUUUCCCAUUGGUGUUAGAUAUGUCAUAUAAUUAUGACAAUUAUUGUGAUUAUAAAUGGGAGCAAGCACAACGUGAAAAUUGUGUUCUGCCCCCAAUUGCCUGGACUAGAGAAAGGGUUGCGGCGGAUGCAGUCUCCUCGUUGGAACAGGACGCAAACAGACAGAACGAUCUUACUCACGAUAUUUUCUGUCGACUUCAAUUUGUGCCGAUGUUCAUGGACUACGGAGAGAGACCAGUUGGGCUUGAUACAUUGAUCCAGGCCACUAAAUCGUGGUAUGUUUGUGGUUUCCAGCUCUCUACUGGAUCUAGGAAGGACUUCAGAUUGAUCUAGGUGGCUGGUAAUACAAGUUGGAACGGGGUGUCGUUCCAUUCUUCCAGACAAGAUUAAAGUCUUGACAUGAUAACAUCGUUUUCUAAUUGUAGAUCACAGUUUCAUGGAUGGUUGAAUGGCUCCUGGUUAUCCAAUGCCACUGCAUCCCUUAUUCCCUGACUUCCUUGAUGACCACAGCUAUGGAAGGAAGGAGUAUAUGGAAAUCUGUCUGGCUGACUUUAAUGAUGUUUCUAAUUUCGUAUUCCAUUAGUCAAUGUCUCUUGUUGUAUUUGAAUUUUUUGUUGUGCCACAAUAUGGUUUAAUUUCUUGGCGAGUCAGUUGCCCUGGGAGUGGUAAGCCUUUAGAAAUAUAAGGUUGUGUUCCACGUUUGGUUCAUGUUUUGACAGAAUCCUUUUUUGUUUCAACAUUCAUUCGAAAGGGCUUGUACCUCCGCCUAUCUGGUUACUCAAUUUGUUGUAACAAUUAUCAUUAGGCCCCUCUUCUGCAGUUAGUUAUCCUUUUCUUGGCUUCCUUGUAUCUGACAGCAUCUAGUGAGAAUGUCUACAUCUACUUAGUCGGUUUUGGUUCGCUUUUAUGCCACAAGUUACAAUCUGAAUAAAGACCAUUAACAUUGUCGAAUUGACAGAAA